Molecule: messenger RNA, 4638 nt
Organism: Mesorhabditis belari
Lineage: Eukaryota; Metazoa; Nematoda; Chromadorea; Rhabditida; Rhabditidae
Source: the annotation of a GenBank genome assembly
AUGACAGAAACAGAAAUCGACACAACUUGUGUGCAUCCAUUCUUGACCUCACUUGGCACAUGUCGAAUGGGGAAAUGCGCUGAUCCAAGAGCCGCCUGUAUCUUCAGUCUCGCCGCCAAUCAACACAUUUGCUGUGCACCACGACCGGGAGCCAUUCAGCCAAUUUGUCCCUCAUGGAACACCCCGCUCUUACCAAUGCUAUGCGAUCCAACACAGCCAGUCGAUGAACAAUAUCAUUAUUUCAUUUACCCGCCAAAAUUUCGUCGCAAAAGGGAGAUGUCGCAUUUGAGGAGGACAGAAAGUCGAGAAUCAAUCUUAUCAAGCGCCUCGAAUGCGAGCAGAAUUGGCAACUUUGAGAUUGGUGAUCGGGUAGAGAUCGAGAAUCGAGCUGCGACAAUCGCCUUCAUUGGGAACACACAGUUCGCACAAGGAGAAUGGAUCGGUUUGAUUCUCGACGAAGCGACUGGGAAAAAUGAUGGAUCACUGCAGGGGAUACGAUAUUUUGAGUGUGAUCCGAACUACGGCCUAUUUUGUAAAGCCGGGAAGUUGAAACGAGUUGCUCCCACACCGUCCGAACCAACUAGUCCGCAUGCAGCUGAAUUUGGUUUCGACGUCGGUGACAAAGUGAAUGUGGCUGGUGGAAAAUUGGGAACAGUGCGAUUUCUGGAUGUCACAAAAUUCGCAACGGGUGUCUGGGCUGGGAUCGAGCUCGAUCAACCGAAUGGGAAGAAUGAUGGAUCUGUGCAGGGAGUCAGCUAUUUCGAGUGUAAACCAAUGUAUGGACUGUUUGUGCCGGCUGCGAAAACCGAACUCGUCCAAUCGAAGAUGUUAAUGACUCGUCACACCAAAUCCUCACUUCUUCGGUAUCAACAGAAAAGAAUGGGCGGAAGUCGCGAAUCGUUGAGCAGCGUUGGAGCCAGCAGUUUGGCUAGCAGUCGAAUUGGAACUGUUCGACGGCCACAAUUUGCAAUGAAACCAACUCCACCACCGGAAGGAACCGUUCAUGCUUUACAGGAAGCACUCCGAGAAAAGGAAAAGCAUUUGGAGCAAAUGAUGCAAGAAAGAGAAAUGGAAAAGAUGGAAAUGGCAAGAAUAUUGCAGAGACAGGAAAGCACGGACUCAUCCGCUCAAAGGGAUCAGUUAAAGCUGGUAACUGAUGCUUUGAAAACAACAAUUGCUGAAAGGGAGAAGAAAAUCGAGGAGCUUCUCUUCAGCAUUGAUGAGUUGAAAGUCGAUAGAGAGACAGUGAAUGAAGAGCUGGAGGAAGCGAGGAAACAAUUGGAGGUUUUCACCGAAAACAUGUUGUUGACGGCAAAUGCGACAAAUCAAGAACAAGAAGCACUGAUGCAGUUGAACAGCAGAUUGAAUCAAGAGUUAACAAAUUCAACAAGACUCGCCACAGAGCUCGAUGCGUCAAAACGAAAGUUAGCUGAAAUCGAGAAGCAAAGAGAGGAGCAGACAAAGGAAUUUGAGAAAAUAACUUCUGAGAACACCAAUCUGCAAGCGGAGCUCUCGAAAAACAAGGAAGCGCUUGGAGUGAGCGAUGAAUUCGAAAAAGAAACGACGACUCUACGAGAACAACUUUCAAAUGAGAAAAAGAGUAAAGAAAGUUUUGAAUCACAACUCUCUGAAUCGAAGAGUCAACUAGAUGCGUUGAAUAAGGAUCUAUUGGCGAAACGAGAUAAGCAUGAAAAACUGCUUUCCGAAGCUUCAACUCUGCAAGUUGAUACAGAGAACUUGAGGAAAAAACUCGAAGCAGAAAAAGCAGAAAUUGAACAAAAGAAUUCUGCUUUGAGCGAAGAGGUGACUGCACUGCGGACAGCGAUUGAAGUGGCUCAGAAUGAGAGAAAAACGGCUGAUGAAGCAAGCGCAAAACAAGUCGAGGCUAUCAAAGCUGAAUUGAAGCAAAUGGGACAACAGUUGGAGACUGGAUCCGACACUCAAAAAGCUCUUGUUAAGAUGAGUGAAGAAAAGAUGCAAAUUGAAGCAGAUCGAGAAAAGAUUACCAGUGAGUUAAAAUUGACUAUGGAACAGAUGACCACGUUGAAGAAGGAUCAUCAAUCUACAGUGGAAAGAAUGCAAAAAGCUUUGGAAGAGACUCAGAUGAGAUUGACAACUUUGGAGAAGGAGCAUGAUGUGAAGAGUGCGGAACACGCAAAGUUUCACGCUGACCAUGUUGGACUUCAAGCAGAGCUCUCCAGCACAAAAGAUCAGCUCGUUGCAGCCGGUGAAUUUGAGAAAGAGGCUCUGGCUUUGCGAACAGAUCUUCAAAACGAGAAGUCAAUUCAUCAAGGCGUGCAACAACAACUAAAAGAGGCGCAUGAUAAGCUGGAAAGCUUGGACAAGGAUUUGUCGAUGAAAAGGGAUGAACAUGAGAAAUUACUUUCUCUAUCAACUAGUUUGCAAGAAGAGUUCGAGAAGAGAAAAAUGGGAUUCGAGGCUGAGAAAAGCGAAAUAGAACAGAAAAACUCAACACUUGCCAAAGAAAUCUCCGCUUUGCGACUCGAGAUUCAAGCGGCGCAAAAUGAGAAAAUCUUAGCUGAUGAAGCAAACAGCAAACAAAUUGAUGCCCUCAAAGCAGAGUUGAAACAAAUGGGACAACAAUUGGAAACAGGCUCCGAUGCUCAACAGGCUUUGGUCAGGAUGAGCGAAGAAAAACUCGAAAUUGAGGCCGAUCGAACAAAGAUUUCCAAUGAUUUAAAGCUAAGCGUUGGCCAAUUAGAGAUUUUGAAGAAUGAACAUCAGUCAACAGUGAAAAGAAUGCAAGCAACUAUGGAUGAGAAUCAAACAAAAUUGGCAGCCUUAGAAAAGGAGCUCGCUGUGAAGGGUGGCGAACAUGAAAAGCUACAAGUUUCAAAUGUUGCCCUUCAAACAGAGCUCUCUAGCAUAAAAGAACAACUUUCUGCAGCUGGUGAAUUUGAGAAAGAAGCUGCUACUCUUCGAACAGAGCUACAAACUGAGAAAUUAGCCAAAGAAGGAGUACAAUCACAAUUGAAGGAAGCCAAUGAGGAGUUGAACGCCAUCGAUAUGAAGCUGCAGACAAAAAGCACCGAAUGGGAAGAAUUAUCUUCUGAGAAUGCGAAGCUUCAAGCUGAACUGUCAACAACGAGAGAACAACUUGUUGUAGCUGCUGAAUUUGAGAAAGAAGUUUUAACUCUACGAACAGAUCUGCAAACUGAGAAAUCAACUAAAGAAAGUGCACAAGAACAACUAAAAGAAACGAGUGACAAGUUGACCGCUUUGGAGAACGAGCUUUUCAUUCAAAGAACUGAACAUGAGAAAAUAUCUUCUGAAAUGGCCCUACUCCAAGAAGAACUUGAAAAAACGAAAACAACUGCAGAGGCUGAAAAGGGAGAAAGUGAACAAAAGUGCUCUUCACUGGCGAAUGAAGUUGCUCUACUUCGUGCUGAGAUGGAAACAUCACAAAAUGAAAGAAAUGCUUCCGAACAAUCAAAACUGAAAGAAGUUGACUCAUUGAAAAGCGAAUUGAAACAAAUGGCUGAACAAUUGGCAAUUGGAUCGGAUACACAAAAAGCUUUAGCAAAGAUGAGCGAAGAGAAGAAACAGAGUGAUGCGGAGAGAGAAAAGAUCUCCAACGAGCUGCAACUGAACGUGAGUCAAUUGGCGGCAUUGAGAAGCGAACACCAAUCGGUCACACAAACGCAUGACGAAGUGACGUCAGAACUUGCUCAAACACAGCAAAGCCUUGCGACAAUCACCGGGAAACUUGAGGAUAAGGAAAGGGAAUUGCAGAAACAGACUGUUAAUGAACAAGAAAUCCGUAAAAAUCUCGAUGAGGCUCGAGCCGAGGCUGAAAAUUUGAAAGCCACUUCGGAGACUGAGAUUAACAGACUCGAGCGAGAGGCGGCAACUCUACGGUCACAGGUUGAGUGCAGUGGGCAAUCAAAUGAGCAGGUGUCCGUCGAGCUUUCAUCAGCUGCGUCACAAGUUUCGCAGCUUUCUAGUGAGAAGACUCAAUUACAAAGUGAAAUGGAGACAUUGAGAGUUGAGUUGACUCGACUACAAAUGGUUGAAACCGAAGUGAAACAACGAGAGAAUGACGCGGAAAAUAAAGUAAAGCUCUUGUUUGAGCUGGACGAAGCGUGGAAGCAAAAAGAAGCACGAUUUGUCGAAAGGAUUGAUGAACUUGAGGCCAAAGUUGAAUCAGAGAAAAGGCGAACGGCAUCCGAUGAGGUGACAACACUGCAACAGCAGGUUGAUUUCUUGAACUCGAUCAUUGCCACAAUGCAGAAGAAGAAUGAUACGCUUGAGAAAGAAAACAAAAAGAUGAAAGAAACAGGGUACAGUGGAUUGGAAGACGAUUUCGGUAGCUUGACGGUGAAGAAAGCGGCGAAAGUGGCUCCAAGGAAGUACUGUGACAUUUGUGAGAUCUUUGAUGCACACGAGACUGAAGAUUGCCCAACUCAAUCAAGCAUGAUCGACGAGUUCCGAGAACACUCCCACAACAGCACUGGAUCAUCGUGGCCUGGAGUUUCAGCCACUGAACCUGAUCGAAAAACACCAGUCAAGAAAGUGAUCCCUCCAGAGAGGCCAUAUUGUGAGCAAUGUGAAGUAUUCGGCCACACAAAAGGAAACGGUUGCCCAAGCGGGAAAUCUCCGAAAGUCGACUACACUUUU